AUGCGAGACAUCAUCAGAGAAGCGCCCAUCGGUCAGCUUCUUCGCCUGAUUAUGCGAAACAGAAUUCUUCAAUACCCGGAAGAGGAAGAGGGCUUUAAGCUACCUAGUGAAUAUAUCGCCCAGCUGAAUUCAAGCGAGAAACAUAAUGGGUAUCGAAAUUUGGACGGAGUACUGUCUGAAUCUAGCGAAGGGAUAGACUCUGAAAACUCCAGAUCAGUUGGUCAUGAGGGCGAUGAUGUAGAGCAUCUCGGACGAACAAGAACGACCACCAGUGUUCAUACCACCCCAUACAGUAAUGAGCGACUGGAGGCUGAAAGAGAACUCGCACUGCAACGUACCAAGUCUAUUGUGAUCAGUCCUCAGAAGACUGCAGAUGGCAUUGUUCUUGUCGAUUGGUAUACCACAGAUGACCCAGCCAAUCCUCAGAAUUGGUCAACACUCAAACGCUACUUCGUCCUGUUUGUUCUCUGCUUUUACACAUGGACCGUGUACUGCGCUGGGCCCAUUUAUGCUACCGCUGAAGAGGGAAUACAGCAUGCGUUUCAUGUUAGUCCUGUCGCUUCUAGCCUCGGUCUUGGUCUCCACAUCCUCGCCUAUGGCAUAGGCGACCUCCUUUUCUCGCCUUUAUCUGAAAUCCCCAGCAUCGGACGGAAUCAUAUUUACUACUUGACGUAUAUUGUUUACUGGGUUUUAUCAUUCCCAGAAGCGGUUGUUGAUAGCUUUGGUGGGCUUUUGGCCCUGCGAUUUUGGCUUGGCUUUUUCGGCAGCCCAGCCCUGGCCAAUGGCGGUGCCACGGUCGGAGACAUGUUCUCUCUCAUGUACAUUCCCUUUGGCCUUUCUUGGUGGGUAUUCUCUGCGUGGGCUGGCCCUACAAUUGGACCAGUGAUUGGAGGUUUCGCAGCACAAGCCAAAGGUUGGAGAUGGCCUAUGUGGGAAAUUGUGUGGAUGUCUUCUCUUGCCCUUGUUUUCCUGCUGCUUUUCAUGCCCGAGACCUCGGCGCCCACCAUUUUGUUGAGACGUGCACGCCGACUCCGCAAGCUGACCGGCGAUUCGAGACUUUAG
Trichoderma aggressivum f. europaeum is the source of this 1062-nucleotide messenger RNA. RefSeq lists its product as uncharacterized. Gene Ontology annotation, biological process: xenobiotic detoxification by transmembrane export across the plasma membrane. The record is from RefSeq and is a predicted model, not a curated record. The coding region runs from base 1 to 1062 and encodes 353 amino acids. Gene Ontology annotation, cellular component: plasma membrane. Gene Ontology annotation, molecular function: fluconazole transmembrane transporter activity. NCBI's taxonomy places the organism in Eukaryota, Fungi, Ascomycota, Sordariomycetes, Hypocreales, Hypocreaceae. The transcript has a single exon.